AUGGUAAAGAACAGUAUCCCCAGACAGGAGGAAACCCUGGAGACGUUCAUUGUGGAAUCUGUCAAAGAGAGCGCCCCACCAAGCUUCAAGGAGAAAGAAUUGCCCAAUGUAACGAGAUCGUGGAAGAGUUACAUGGACAGGCUUCUGAUACAGGACUUUCAGGCCGCUACUCUUCAGGUGAUGGAUUCGCCGUAUGAUGAGGAGACUGCAGAACAGAUGCCGAUAGAGGUGUACGAAUUCCCAAACGGGUACAACAGAGAGUUUGGCGUCGAGAGAUAUCGCAUUCCAGAAAAACUCUUUGACACAUCCCUCGUCAAGGGUGCUGAUGGUAAUAGUAUGCUUAGUAUGAGCCACGUUGUAACCACUAGUGUGGGACUAUGUGAUGUCGAUAUCAGAGGGGCUCUGUUCAGCAAUGUCAUUGUGACGGGAGGUAAUAGUUUAUUACGAGGGUUCACCGACAGAUUGCAUAGGGAUCUACAGAGCAAAAUACCAGCUAAUAUGAAACUAAAGUUGAUCUACUCCAGCACCAGUUCAUCAGAGAAGAGAUUCAGUUCAACGGAAAGGAGAUUCAGCUCUUGGAUAGGUGGCUCUAUACUGGCAUCACUGGGUACAUUCCAACAGAUGUGGAUAUCAAAGCAGGAAUAUGAAGAACAAGGGAAGUCGGUCGUCGACAAGAAAUGCCCAUGAGAUUGACCAAUCCCCAACGGCCCCAUUAGGAUGGACCUAAAAUACUUGGGAUACAAUUUGGAAUUUCAUGACAGCGUUUUCAUGAAUUUCGUCAUACAUGCCCACAAGUUGCACCAAUUUGUGUCAUCAAUCCAUCGUGUUAAUGUUAAGAGAUUGGUCAAUAGCAGUGUACCCAAUGCCGUGCAUUAAUUAGUGUCUUUCUUUCAAACUGAUUUAAAACCACAAUUAAGUACAACAGUUUUCCUGAAUUUUUUUACUGGUUUUUCCUACCUUUAUUCAUCCGUGCUCGUGGAAUUCAUAGUUCUAAGCCAAAAAAAAUUUCGGCUUCAUUUUUAUAACAAAUCACAGACACAGGUGACAAGUGGGACCUUGCAGCUUGGGUUAUUUAAAGUCAAAUUAGGGUUAGUUUUUGCCUUUAAAUCAGACAAUCCGUAGCUUGACUAUGUAUUAACAUUUAUUUCCACAAUAAGAUCAACAAAUAAACUUAUGAUAAAUUACAAUGGAAGUUCACCCUGAAGAAAUAGCAGAAAAAAUGAUGUUGUUGAAGGUUUGAGGAAAAUCUAUUAAAGAUUAAGAAAGUUAUCACAUUUUUAAGCUUUGGAUUUACAUGUAUGACGUCAUAAACAAGCAGAUGCCCUUAUGUUAUUUUAUAUUAAAUGCAUGAAUUGUAAUUUUCUAAUGGUUCAUGAUGACUUAGUCUUUAUUUUCUUUUAGGAACGGGUGUGAAAUGAUUUGUGAAUUGAUGAUACUGAAAGUACAAUAAAAAACAUUUUAGUUUUUUUAGAAUAAUGACUUUUCAUUGAUUUUUUACCAUAUGAUAUGUAGGAAAGCUGCUUGCAUAUGAUGUCACAAAUCAAAUAAUCAAAAUUCUAAUAACUUUUUUAUUCUUUGAUGGAUUUUUCUUAAACCUUCAGCAAUAAUUUCAUUAUUUUGUCUGCUGUGUUUACAAUAAACAUUUGUCAUGGUGAACUUCCACUUUAAUGGUCAAAUUGAGCGUUGUGGCUCAGUGGAUUAGUCUCCAGACUUUGAAACAGGGGGUCGUGGGUUCAAAUCCCAGCCAUGGCGUAAUUUCCUUCAGCAAGAAAUGUAUCCACAUUGUGCUGCACCCUACCCAGGUGAGGUGAAUGGGUAUCCGGCAGGAUUAAUUCCUUGAAUGCAUGAGCGCUGAAAGGCAGCUCAAGCUAAAGCCGGGGUAAUAAUGAAAAUAAACAAUGCGCCUCAGAGUACAUUAUUUCUAGAUAGAUGGCGCUAUAUAAAUGCCUAUUAUUAUUAUUAUUGUUAAGUUUUUGUCAUUGGGAACUUCCCCUUUAAUGGUUAAAUCCUUGGUAUUUUAUGCCCAUCCUUCUGGGUAAUAAAUGUCAAUCAUGUGCGUUGUGUAGAUAUGUAUAUACAUUUUUGUACUGUAGAAAAAAAAAUCAUCAAUGACUAAUUUAUUCACUUUACAUACACACCGAUAUACAGAAUGGAUGACUGGGUAGUAGACUAUCACUGUAUAUUCUGUGCUUAAAAUUUCUUUAAAAAGGAAUCAAUGUCCUUGGAGCUUGAUAACAAGAAUCUAAUGCCAUAUGAUCAAAUGUAUUCAUAUUGUCAUGGUGCAUAUACAUUUAUAUGUAUGGCAGAUACAAAAACUUCAUUCAUUGGUUCAUUGUGAGCUACAUCGCACAAUCUAUUUUAGACAGUAUCUGUCAUGUAUCAGUGGCCAGAAUUCAUGUUCAUAUAAAAUCAUUUCCAAUUGGAAAUCAUCAUCGGGUGGUAUUUCGGUAAUUAAACCGAGGGUAUAGCCUAGUCUAGAAUUUUAAACCACACUUAUAUGGAAUGCUGGUCUUCAUUUUUCCUCCAUGUCCGUGGGAAUUAUAUUGUAUCAAUUAAUUCACCCAAAUUCAUUUUAUUUUUGUAUUUGUUAUUCUUCCUAUUCCUGGUGAGCGUUUUAUGAAAGGACUUGUCGGACGUUUUAUCCAACAGAUCCUGUUUUAACCAACAGUUUACCAUGGAAACUGUGCUCCUCAGCCGAUCAAAAUCAAGGAAAGUUGUCUGAUACGACAACUCGUCUGACAAAAAUGUUGAUGAAACGCUCCCCGGGUCUCAAUUCAUUAGUUGAUUAGGUGAAUGAGUUGACAACUGGCAUUCCUUAAAAAUGUAGUUUCUAAGUGAACCCAGGGGGUUGUCUUAAGCCCUCAUCACACUUGGGGGGGUUAAGUGAAAAAUAUCCAUGAACUCUGUGUACAACUCUACAACUCGGUUGUAGUAAUGUGAAAAUAUGUUUCUAUUAUUGUCAUGUUUGUUUCUGUUUUUCUUUGUUGAUGUAGAUGUUAUUGAAAUAAAUGUCAUACAGUGUAAUUAUUUACUAUAU
Lytechinus pictus (painted urchin) is the source of this 3037-nucleotide messenger RNA. Its product is annotated as actin-like protein 6B. Gene Ontology annotation, molecular function: chromatin binding. NCBI's taxonomy places the organism in Eukaryota, Metazoa, Echinodermata, Echinoidea, Temnopleuroida, Toxopneustidae. Gene Ontology annotation, biological process: regulation of transcription by RNA polymerase II; chromatin remodeling; nervous system development. The transcript is spliced from 7 exons. Gene Ontology annotation, cellular component: SWI/SNF complex; NuA4 histone acetyltransferase complex. The record is from RefSeq and is a predicted model, not a curated record. Bases 1 to 687 code for a protein of 228 amino acids.